CUGGGAUUGAAUGAGCGUUGCGAUCGGGGCGGCCAUGGCGUCGCCGUUGCCGGGCCGCGCGGGUGGCCCCGCCACGCCGCUGUCUCCCACGCGCCUGUCACGGCUGCAGGAGAAGGAGGAACUGCGGGAGCUCAACGACCGCCUGGCACACUACAUCGACCGCGUGCGCGCGCUGGAGCUGGAGAACGACCGGCUGCUGCUGCGGAUCUCCGAGAAGGAGGAGGUGACCACCCGCGAGGUGAGCGGCAUCAAGGCACUGUAUGAGUCGGAGUUGGCAGAUGCCCGGCGGGUGCUGGAUGAGACCGCCCGUGAGCGUGCCCGCCUACAGAUAGAGGCCGGAAAGGUGCGGGCUGAGCUGGACGAGGCCAACAAGAGUGCUAAGAAGAGGGAAGGUGAACUCACUGUGGCCCAGGGCCGCGUGAAAGACCUGGAGUCCCUUUUCCACCGGAGUGAGGCUGAGUUGGCAGCCACCCUCAGUGACAAGCGCAGCCUGGAGAGCGACGUGGCCGAGCUGCGGGCGCAGCUGGCCAAGGCAGAGGAUGGUCACGCAGUGGCCAAGAAGCAGCUGGAGAAGGAGACGCUAAUGCGCGUGGACCUGGAGAACCGCUGCCAGAGCCUGCAGGAGGAGCUGGACUUCCGGAAGAAUGUAUUCGAGGAGGAGGUGCGGGAGACGCGGCGGCGGCACGAGCGCCGCCUGGUGGAGGUGGACAGCAGCCGCCAGCAGGAGUACGACUUCAAGAUGGCCCAAGCCCUGGAGGAGCUACGCAGCCAGCACGACGAGCAAGUGCGGCUCUACCGGCUGGAGCUGGAACAGACCUACCAGGCCAAGCUGGACAACGCCAAGCUCAGCUCUGACCAGAAUGACAAGGCGGCCAGCGCUGCCCGUGAGGAACUCAAGGAGGCACGCAUGCGCGUGGAGUCCCUCAGCUACCAGCUGUCUGGCCUCCAGAAGCAGGCCAGUGCUGCUGAGGACCGCAUCCGGGAGCUGGAGGAGACCAUGGCCGGGGAGCGGGACAAGUUUCGCAAGAUGCUGGACGCCAAGGAGCAGGAGAUGACCGAGAUGCGGGAUGUGAUGCAGCAGCAGCUGGCCGAGUACCAGGAGCUGCUGGAUGUCAAGCUGACCCUGGACAUGGAGAUCAGUGCCUACCGCAAGCUGCUGGAGGGCGAGGAGGAGAGGCUGAAGCUGUCACCCAGCCCAUCUUCUCGGGUCACCGUGUCUCGGGCCACCUCCAGCAGCAGCAGUAGUGGCGUAUCUGCUUCCGGGCGGCCAGGCCGCAGCAAGCGCCGGCGGCUGGAGGUGGAGGACUCACCAGGUAGCAGCUCUAGUGGUAUCGGCUCGGGCAGCAGCGGCAGCAGCUUCCACCUGGCCCAGCAGGCCUCAGCCACAGGCAGCGUGAGCAUUGAGGAGGUAGACCUGGAGGGAAGGUUCGUGCGUCUCAAGAACAGCUCAGACAAGGAUCAGUCCUUGGGGAACUGGAGGAUCAAGAGGCAGAUCCUGGAGGGUGAAGAGAUUGCCUACAAGUUCACGCCCAAGUAUGUCCUGCGAGCCGGCCAGACAGUUACGGUGUGGGCAGCUGGUGCAGGAGUGGCCCACAGCCCCCCAUCAACACUUGUGUGGAAAAGCCAGAGCAGCUGGGGCUCAGGUGAAAGCUUCUGCACCGUGCUGGUCAACGCAGAUGGAGAGGAGGUGGCCAUGAGAACAGUCAAGCAGUCCACUGCUCGCGAGAGCGAGAAUGGUGAGGAAGAGGAGGAGGAGGCCGAGUUCGGCGAGGAAGACCUCUUCCACCAGCAGGGGGACCCGCGGACCACCUCGAGGGGCUGCAGGCUGAUGUGACCCUACCCUCUGCAGAGCCAUUGAAUCCAUUUUUCUAUCAUUGGCUUUCUUUAGUCCUUGGUACAUUUCUAGAUAAUUUUUAAGCAAACUUAAAAUGUGGGUGGGACUCUGAGGGCUUCCUAUUGGUUGUUGUCCUCCACCACUGUCCAGGGGACUCUUGUCCCCUCCCACAUCACCUAAUUUGGUAUAAUGACCCAGUCCAGGAGCUGUGGGCUGAGGGGCUCUGGGCUGGGUUGAGGUCCUGUUGGGAGCUGCAAUGGCUGCUCUGCUCUGAUGGUGACCUAGAAGGGGACAGGAGACUGGUCCCUUGGUCCUGGGGUGGACAGAGUGCGAAGUGGCAUAGGGAUUCAGCAGUUCAGAGGUUUGUUUUCUUAAAAUGUUUAAAGACCCAGUUUUAUAAUCCAGGGUCCACCUGGGGUGGAGUGCCCAGCAACCUGUCAUGAUUUGGUGACUCUUCAGACACAGGAGACAGCUAUGUCCCCUGCAAGCAUCCAGGGCUCCAGGAGCAGCUGGCAGCACCUGAGCCUAGGUGCUUCAGCUCUGCCCUGGGCUGGGAGGGCAUGAUAGGGAAGUGCUCCUCUGGGCCUGGAUUCUGGAACUUAACAAUGCUGAGGACCAAGAGGGUAAGAAUGAAGAUUCUUGCCUUGGGAUGCUCCCUCAUGAAGAUUGUCACCCUCACACAAGGCGACAGGCUGUGAAAUGUUCUGCUAACUUUAGGAAGAACGGCCCAUCCUGACCCUCUGAGGAGUGGGCCAAGGCCCCUCUGCUCCGGCUGCCUCCCACACAUAUGCAUAUGCCCUGUGUGUCUGUCUGUGUGUGGCUUUGACCUGCAGCUUUCGCUGAAAUUACGUUCCUCAGACAUGCAGGUGACCUCCUCCCUGUCACUCUUACCUCACCCACCCGGACACACAUUAUUUUUUUAAUGGAUAUUUAUUUUUUUACAGUAGUCAGUACGCAGGUCACUGAGACCCAGCUCAGAGGGCUCAGGCCUAGGCAGCCAGUUGGGACAGGCUGAUUGUUGUCAGAGGGUGACAUGGGUAGUAAGGAACAACUGUGCCAGUCAGCUCUGAACCUCCCAAGUAGCAACUUCAACUUACUUCAGAAAGUGCAGCUUACUCCAAUACUGAGCCAUGGGUGUAUCCUUGUCCCCAAAAGUCCACCCCCCACCCCCUCGAGUUGGGCCUUCCUGCUUGUUACAGCCUGGAAGGGGGUUCAGGCCCAGGCUCCCAGCAAGGCCAUUGUCACUCCAGAAUCUGCCAGCCAUUCCAGAAGUCUAGUUUAUGAGAUGACCCAAGACAGUCUCCCCAGUUGAUUCCUGAGCAGUCCAGGCUGGUUGGAGUGGUGCCUACAGUAGUCUGUCACCCUUGCAGGCCCUGCCUGCCGCCCUGCUUCCUCCUCCAGUGCAGGAGGCCACCCAGUAACCUUACUCACAGGAAUCCAGGCUGGGGCCCAAAUUCCCAGCAUCCUUGUCCUGGGGUGUUCAUGGCAGGCCAGGGGUGGGAACAGAACCGAGUGGCCACCUGGGGAUGGGAAAGUGAUACUGGCUGGAGUGCAGAGAGGCCAGCGUAGACAAGCGAGCUGUGGUGGAAACAGCCGCGCUCGUCCUUUGCUUAGCUUUAUGCCACUUAGAACUGUCGCACAUGCUUCCCACUGUGGCUGGGACCCAGUCCCAGGGUCUACCAGUGCGCUGUGCAGGAGAUGUGGGCAGGGCUCAUUUCAGAGAUUGUGUUAAUAAGAUGCAUGCCAAAUGUGUGUUUUUGCUUUUUCCUUUUUCUCCAGUGAUUUGUAAUAUACAUUUUAUGACUGGAAACUUUUGUACAACACUCCAAUAAACACUUUGAUUUGA
Jaculus jaculus (lesser Egyptian jerboa) is the source of this 3680-nucleotide messenger RNA. RefSeq names its product lamin B2 (gene Lmnb2). The record is from RefSeq and is a predicted model, not a curated record. The transcript has 12 exons. The coding region runs from base 11 to 1834 and encodes 607 amino acids. NCBI's taxonomy places the organism in Eukaryota, Metazoa, Chordata, Mammalia, Rodentia, Dipodidae.